Molecule: messenger RNA, 3872 nt
Organism: Lytechinus variegatus (green sea urchin)
Lineage: Eukaryota; Metazoa; Echinodermata; Echinoidea; Temnopleuroida; Toxopneustidae
Product: ranBP-type and C3HC4-type zinc finger-containing protein 1-like
Biological process (GO): protein linear polyubiquitination; proteasome-mediated ubiquitin-dependent protein catabolic process
Cellular component (GO): LUBAC complex
Molecular function (GO): ubiquitin binding; ubiquitin-protein transferase activity
Source: RefSeq, a predicted model, not a curated record
CAUCAGUCGGGGAAUCCCCACUACUGCACUGCAAAGCCACUUUCGAGAAGUCUGCGUGAUAUUAAUGGAGGAUCGGAGUCGGCCGUCGGUGAACUGUGCAAUGCAAUGACAGCGGGAAUACCAGUUUAGAUCUACCCAUUUUCUCCUGUGUAAAUUUGGAAUUAUUCUGCUGUAGUAACGAAUUUGUUUCAAACAUUUGAUGGCUGCAAGUCACCAUAUUACAAACACCUCAUCACCCAACAAGACGUUUCUAUCAGGGAUCCUUGUGGAAAUCGGAUGUGAUACACUCUCCCUCUUUUCUUUUUCAUCUCUCCAUAUUCAGAUUUAAAACCAAUAUAACUAACGUAUCUCAUUUAAGAUCUCAUUUUUAUCUUGUCAAUGUGCGAAGGGAUUAUUACACUAUCUUUUGAAUUUUCAUUUAUAUUUAGUAGAAAUAAGUUGUCAUAUCAUAUCAGAGACAUUGAUUUUUUUAAAAGCCAGUCCACCCCAAAAAAAUAAACAGAGGAAAACGUAGCUAAAGAAAAGGUAUUGCAAAAAAGUUGCCAAUUUGAUGAUAACAACCUAAUCCAACUCCAAUACUAAUUACUGUAUAAUGCAAUCAAGUCUGUCACGAGGCCACGCAUCUGGAAUCACUGUCGUUCUCUCUGGAAGGGGCUUCUUGAGCAGCUAUCCGACGAGGGACCUCACCAGGAGGCGAGAUCCUAAGGGAAGCCUAUCGGCUAAAAACACUCAUGAUGGGGGCCUUCUUAAUGCCCCGGUCAAACUACAGCUUCUAAAUCACAAGCAUGGGGGCUAUUCAAUCCGUAUUGUGCACAAUGAUGACAGACCAAGAUCUCAACCGAUCAUCAAUGAACAUUUAGAAGAAAUAUCUGUUCUCAAUCACACAGCACAGCAGUUUGAGUUUGUUUUGGGUAGAGACGGUAGCCGCCAUUUGAUGCUGUUUAACAACACAGGAGAAGGACAGCAAUUCCAAUUAAUACUUGGUGCCGUUAAUGCCCAAGGGCAGAUUAGAAUGACUAGUAAACGAGGAGCAGCUCCAAUGGCAGCUAGGUUUCCAGGUCUCCAGGGAGGAGGAGGAGGUGGAGGAGGAGGAGGAGCAACCAAGAAGAAAGUAACCAGCAAGGAGAAGGAGAGAGUUCCUACGGUCGCUCCUACUGAAAAUGGAGCAGACGACAUUGAUAUUCAUACCAUGGUAGAGCUUUUCAAAACGUCAAUAGAGGCCGGUGAUGUCAUGAAUUCUGAAAUAUGGGCUAAGAAUCUUGCCACCCUUCAACCCAAACUCAGCAUCUUGGUUGAAACUGCAGGAAAUACUGUACCGUCGAGCAGUGAUAUAUCGAUUCAAGUUCAAGUUGAAGAUCGAGAUUCAUCAAAAUUGAAGUUAAGAAUGUCUGUGCCAUCGAAUAUAACAAUUGCUGGUCUAAAGAAAAGGACUUGUCUGACUUACGAUCUUCCAACGCAAGUUCAGAACUGGCUUAUUGGUGGUCGCAUAGCAAAAGAUACCGAGACUCUUUCAGCCAAUGGAAUCACGUCGUCUGGCGCAACCCUUUACCUUUAUUUGACCUCAGCUGCUAAGGUCAAUAUUACGAAGGAAUCCCUGGAGAUUGAGAAGCAUGCCUUCUCUGAGGAUAGAAGGAAGCACCAGAGAUAUCGGCCAGACCAAAACCUCCAAACCAUGCGAAGAACCAGCAGUGGCAGCACAGAAGACCGUAGUACCUUGCGAUCCUCACUUAGCAGGGCAAGAUUGUCUCCCCCACCGGUUGUUGAAUCUGCUUCGUUACAAAGACGUGUACCACCUUCACAUGAUAGUUUCAUGGAUAGGGGGUCGACCUCAGGAUCAAGAACUUCAUUAGCUGAAAGGCAUGAAGUGAAGAAGGAACCAACUGCCAUGGAGGUUGGAUGGGUGUGUCCGAGGUGCACCCUUGUGAACCCCCCUCUAAUCCCAGGGUGCCAGGCUUGCUCCACUGAUCGUCCUGAAAAUUACAAGGUACCUGCCAAAGGGACCUACAUCAUGGACCCCUCAGAGAGCAGCUUUCAGAAAGCCUUAGAAGCGAACGAACAAGCUCUUUUGGAGAUGGAGCAAGAGCGGGUAAUCCAGAACUAUCAAGAUCUCUUGAGGAUCGACGAGCAGGACCUGGUCCCAAACCAAGAAGAAUUUGAAUGUCCUAUAUGCCUAGUGGAUUAUGAUCCUGGGGAAGGUGUAAUGCUCAGAGAAUGUCUUCAUUCAUUUUGCAGGGAAUGUAUCAUCCAGCAUAUCAAGCAGUCAACAGAUGCCUUGGUGAUGUGUCCAGGUAUGGAGGAUGAUAUACCAUGCACACAGCAUGUUCUGGAAAGGGAAAUUAAAGCACUUUUGAGUGAAGAAGACUUCCAGAAGUACCUAGAACGUGGUCUUCGCCGGGCGGAGUCCAGUGCAUCCAACAGCUUCCAUUGCAAAACUACCGACUGCAGGGGCUUCUGUUUCUAUGACGAUGAUCUUAACUUCUUUGACUGUCCUCUCUGUAGGAAAAUAAACUGUUUGACGUGUAAAGCCAUUCAUGAAGGUAUCAACUGUAAGCAAUACCAAGAGGAUCUCAUACGGGCGCAGAAUGAUGUGACAGCAAGACAGACGCAACAAGCUCUGGAGGAAUUGGUUCAGAGUGGAGAAGCUAUGAAGUGCCCAUUUUGUAGUAUCAUCGUUCAGAAGAAGGGAGGCUGUGAUUGGCUACGGUGUUCAGUCUGUCAGACGGAGAUCUGCUGGGUGACUAAACAAGCAAGAUGGGGACCAGCUGGUUCUGGAGACAUAAGUGGGGGAUGUCGUUGCCGCGUCAACGGGCAGAAGUGUCAUCCCGAAUGUCACAACUGUCACUGACAUCAUAAUCAACGAUCAGAGCAACGAUUGAUGGACAUUCCGUUAAAAUUAUUAUCAGCUUACAUAUUGAUAUGUACAGUAUAACAAAAAUUUGUUAUUUUUUUAAUUUGCCAGGCUCUAAACACUAGAAUGAUGCAAGCAAUAAUACCAACAUGAAGUGUGUUUUAUUACGGACACAUAUUGAAUCCAGGUACAACUAAAUUGUAUAAAUUUUUUUGUGUAAGCAGAUUGGUGUUAUCAUUAGCUGCAAUUUCUUCAAAAUGAUUAAUUGUUAAGUUGAUUUUAUCUCUUAUAAUCUAGACCCAUUUUUUAUCAUCAGAAAGAUCAUUUUGUUUAAGCUAUGCCUUUCAUUACACCAGAUACACGUCCAUGUUCAUUCAUAUAUGUAGAAUAAAAUUUAGCUGCACAAUACGAUAGUGAUAUUGAAAUAGCAUGAUAUUCAGAAGCCAUUGAAUAGAUUAUUCUGGGUCCAGGUAUAUCAAAAUAUUUUGAACAUUUGAAUUUCAGACAAGAAAUUUGCCUUGCCAAAAUGCUAAAAAUCAUUGGCAUUUUCCCCCUUAUUUCAAUUCAACUCACCUGGGUCAAAGGGAAAGGGUCAUAAAUAAGGUUAUACCUAACCAAUGUUUUAUUCUCCCUUCUCCAUUCUGUUACUCUUAGCUAAAAAAGUGGUAUGUGAACAUUACUUGACAUUUAUUCAUGUCAGACGUUAUAUCCCUGUAUCCUGAAUAUUAUAACUGGUGAUUAUUGUAUACACAAAUAUGUAAUAUCAUGCAACCCUAGAAUUAAGUAAUAUAUUUUUGUAAUGUGCAAUUUAUCACUCAAGGUACUACAUCAACAAAACAAAAACAUAGGGACAUGAUCAUAUUAUAUAUAAGGUAACAGCUAAAGAUAAAAUUUAGAUUUCUUAUGUUCCUGUAUGAAAAUAAAGUACGUCUUGAUUGGAAAACAUUACGCAAGGCGUUAAUCCACACUUUGCCACUCUCCACCCAGGUGUUAAAUGGGUACCCGGUAGGAUGUGAAAGCCUAU